Molecule: messenger RNA, 650 nt
Organism: Cucurbita moschata (crookneck pumpkin)
Lineage: Eukaryota; Viridiplantae; Streptophyta; Magnoliopsida; Cucurbitales; Cucurbitaceae
Product: probable pectinesterase/pectinesterase inhibitor 7
Exons: 2
Coding region: 87-650 (187 amino acids)
Biological process (GO): cell wall modification
Molecular function (GO): pectinesterase activity; pectinesterase inhibitor activity
Source: RefSeq, a predicted model, not a curated record
CAACCAUUAUUGUCGACAAUAGAAGUCACGGUACUGGAUUCAAGACUUCUGAAUCUGCAACCUUAGUGGUGAAGGGUGACAAUUUCAUGGCCCAGCAUUUAAGUUUUGAGAAUUCUGCAGGACCUCAAAACGGCCAAGCAGUUGCUGUCCUUGACUACGCGAAACACACGGUUUAUUACGAUUGCAGAUUUUUAAGUUUUCAAGAUACCCUGUAUUCAAGGGGAGAAUGCCAAUUCUUUAGGGAGUGCGACGUCUACGGAACUGUAGACUUCAUUUUUGGAGAUGGACUUGCUGUGUUUCAAGACUGUAACAUAUAUGCUCGGUUACGGAGCGAUGAAAUCACAGUCACCGCACAGUCCAAGGAAAAAUCAGAAUCCCAAAGCGGCUUCUCCUUUCAAAACUGUACUGUCACAGUUUCUCCGAACAUAACUUACAGAAAGGCCGAAGUCAAAAUUUAUCUUGGUCGGCCAUGGAGACAGUACUCAACUGUUGUGUUCAUGGAGUCAUUUUUGGAUGACAACGUGCAACCAGCAGGAUGGAUAUUGUGGGAAGGGGUACCGAUAAACCACCUCUUUUAUGCUGAGUUCAAUAAUCGAGGUCCUGGUGCUAACACAACACACCGAGUUAAUUGGCCAACUUUUCAUGGAUAA